Molecule: messenger RNA, 6631 nt
Organism: Leptidea sinapis
Lineage: Eukaryota; Metazoa; Arthropoda; Insecta; Lepidoptera; Pieridae
Product: plexin A3
Exons: 3
Coding region: 480-6176 (1898 amino acids)
Biological process (GO): semaphorin-plexin signaling pathway involved in axon guidance; regulation of cell migration; regulation of GTPase activity
Cellular component (GO): semaphorin receptor complex
Molecular function (GO): semaphorin receptor activity; protein binding
Source: RefSeq, a predicted model, not a curated record
CACGCCUAGACUCGUUCGUGCAACGAAACCGACAUCAUUCCAUGGCGAAGUUCCAAGACUGAUGCUCUUGUCGUUCUUUGAGCAAAUUAACAGUUUUACUUUAUGAACGGAAUUUUUACCGCAAUAUAAGUUAUUUUUUAGGAACAAUGUUGUGAUUUUAGAUGUAGAAGUGGUGUUAUAGUGAUUUAUAUAUGGAAUACGAGCGCAAGUGAUAUUAACGAGGAAUUUUUGUGAAGUGGUGCAAUAGUGUUCAGUUAUCAACUACCAUAGGAUUUAAAGGAUUAUCUUUAUUUGUAAUAGAAGGUUCCUUGGGACAGUACGCGAUUUUCGCGAUUAUGAAAAAGCGCUUCUGUACAUGAAUUUGAUCGAGUACAAAAUAUAUAAUAUUGAAGCCCGUCCGUCUUAACCCAGUAAUGGCUAUUCUAUGGGUCGGAGGGUGUCUGCGCGGGCGGCGGCGGUAGACCACAUGAGCCCGCGCGAUGUGGCGCGUGCUGCUGGCCCUCGGGGCGGCGUGCGUCGCCGCGCGCGCCUCGCAGGACCUCGUCCGGACCUUCUCCGAUGCCCUCGCUGAGACCUCAUCCCACUUCAACCAUCUUGUUGUUGAUCGCAACACGGGCAGGGUGUACGUCGGCGCCGUCAAUCGGAUAUACCAGCUCUCGCCCGACCUCGAAGUGGCACAGAAGAUCAUCACGGGUCCCGUCAAUGAUUCCUCCCAGUGUACGUUUGAUUGCCCCCCCAGCUUUGUUAAAAAGCCCACAGACAAUGUUAAUAAAGCUCUCGUUAUAGAUUAUGCGACUAGUCGUCUCAUCACGUGUGGCUCGGUACUGCAAGGACUGUGCUCUGUACGUAAUCUGAACAAUAUUUCGCAUGAUGUCCGGGAAGUGCGGGAACCGGUCGUCGCUAACAAUGUGACUGCUUCCACCGUAGCUUUUAUCGCGCCAGGGCCUCCCAACCCACCGAUGACUCAAGUUAUGUAUGUUGGUGUUACAUUCACGGGGAACUCCCCAUACCGAUCCGAAGUACCGACAGUGAGCAGUCGUUCCUUGGAAGACGAUAGACUUUUCAUGAUUGCUCGAACUGCAGUGACUACAGGAACUAGGAUGUUUGUCAAUUCCUUAUCUCGUGAACGAUACCCUAUAAACUAUGUUUAUGGUUUUAGUUCGGAGGGAUUCAGCUAUUUCCUAACAAGCCAGUUGAGAGGAGUGGGUUCAGAUACAUAUUAUAGUAAAUUAGUGCGUGUAUGUCAUGAUGACGAAAACUAUUACUCCUACACAGAAAUACCCAUGUCUUGUAUGGGAGAAGGUGGCGGUAAUUUUGGAUAUAACCUGGUUCAAGCAGCAUUCGUCGGAAAAGCAGGGUCUGUACUCGCUGGUGAACUGGGGAUCACUGCCCAACAUGACGUAUUAUUUGCAGCUUUCAGUCAGAGUGAAUCUAUAAACAAUAACGUUCCUUCAAACAUGUCAGCCCUAUGUGUAUAUUCACUCAAAGCUAUUAGACGUAAAUUUAUGCAAAAUAUAAAAACUUGCUUCAGUGGUAAUGGAUCUAGAGGCUUAGAUUUUAUAUCACCAUCACACGCUUGUAUAGGCACCAAAUUACAGUCAAUUAGUGAAGAUUUCUGUGGGCUGGACGUAAACACGCCUCUUGGUGGAGAACAACCUGUUGAAGCAGUACCUGUUGCAGUAUUUAAGAAAAGACUGACUGCAGUAGCAGCUACGGCGACCGGAGACUAUACUGUUGUAUUUGCUGGCACCGCCGAAGGACAUCUCAAGAAGGUCGUUGUUGAGAGCGCUACUUCUGCGUUCGAAUAUGGAGACAUAGUCGUAGAUGAAGGGUCACCAGUGAAUAAGGAUUUAUUCUUCGACACACAGUUGAUGCAUCUAUACGUAAUGACGAAACGUAAGGUAUCAAAAGUAAAAGUUCAAGAGUGCAGCGUAUAUAAGUCGUGUUUGACAUGUUUGGGAGCCAAAGAUCCGUAUUGCGGCUGGUGUUCUUUGGAAAACAAGUGCAGCUUAAGAUCGGACUGUCAAGAUGCAGCUAAAGAUGUAUUGUAUUGGAUAUCAUACCGCAGUGGACGUUGCACAACCAUUACACAGGUUACCCCAUAUCAGCUACAACGAACAACUUCAAGAACUUUAGAUUUAGUUAUAGAAAAUUUACCCACUCUUAACGGACAAUUUCUGUGUGCAUUUACCGCUUUAGAUCGUACUCUUAUUACCAACGCUACUAGGAAACAUUAUGGUGUCAAUUGUACAACACCACGGACUGAUACACUUCCGCCUAUUCCUGCCGGCCAGCAUCAUUUUACAGCUAAACUAUCAGUUCGCACGACGCAAGGGCCUGAUUUUGUUGCGACAAAUUUUACGUUUUUUGAUUGUAAUACGUACAGUUCGUGCACUCAGUGCGUGAGUUCUUCCUUCCCAUGCGAUUGGUGCGUUGACGGUCAUCGUUGUACUCACGAUACGGCGGAGAAUUGUAGGAAUGAUAUCCUUGUUACAGGCGUCAGUAGAAUAGGUCCUAGCUAUCGCUCCGGGCCUGGUUUCUGUCCUACUAUUAAUUCUACCUCUGAUGGUACCAAUGAAAUUUUGGUUCCUUCUGGCGUUAAAAAAGCAAUAAAAGUGAAGGUUCAUAUUAUUGGACAGUUUAUAGUUCAAACUAGAUUUGUAUGCCAAUUCAAUAUAGAGGGAAGAGUGACUCACGUGAACGCUCAACUACUUGCCGAUACUAUUUAUUGUGAAGCAGUUGAAUUCACGUACACCUCACGUGAACCCAACAUAACCGCGUCAUUCGCUGUUAUUUGGGGCGGAUCAAAACCUCUAGAUAACCCAGAUAAUACCCAUAUAUUGAUUUACCGAUGUCACGAUAUGGCGGAUAAUUGUGGUAUGUGUUUAGCGCUACCUGAGAAGUUCGGUUGUGGCUGGUGUCAGGGUUCAGAUAGAUGUGAAGUCCAAGAGCAGUGUGGUGCACCAAGUGUGUGGCUCAAUCGAACUCAAACCUGUCCGAACCCUGAAAUACACGUAUUUAAGCCACAACUUGGCCCCUGGGAUGGUGGCACUAAUAUUACCAUUGAAGGUAUUAAUCUCGGUCGUAACAUAUCCGAUAUUUAUACCGGUGUAACUAUAGCAGGUAUUAAAUGUCAGCCUAUUAUCGAGUUGUAUGUAAAGACAAGACGUAUAGUAUGUACGGUGGACGGACCCGGCCAAGAAGUUCCUCGAGACGGUCCUGUAGUCGUUCGUGUGGCAGAUUAUCGCGGUGAAUCCAAACACCACUAUACUUUCGUUAAUCCCAAAAUAAACUCUAUUCAACCGAAAUACGGUCCACAAUCCGGUGGCACCAAGUUGCGUAUAACAGGGGAAUACUUGAAUGCGGGAAGUAAUAUACAAGCGUUCAUCGAUGAAUUACCAUGCGCUAUUUUAUCUGUGUCUCACGAGGAAGCUGUGUGUAGGACGAGUCACUCGUAUCAACUCAAAAUGGGCACACUGCGGAUGCGCUUCGAUAAUGGAAUGCGUACUUUGGAACGGGAGAAAUUCGAAUACAUAGAGGAUCCUGUUGUGGUUUCGGUCGAAUCUGGUCCUCCAUUAGUAUCACAACGCAAACAACCCAAAGGUAUUCCGUCUGGUGGUAUAAACAUCAAAGUGAUGGGACGUAAUUUCCAUUCCAUUCAAUUUCCGCAAAUAUACGUCUAUCAUGAUAAUCGUCCGUAUAUCGCCCCGUGUCAUAGAGUCGAUUUUCAAACGCACCUCAUUUGUGAAUCGCCAGGUAUAGAAAGCGCUGGACUCAAUUUAGAUCCUGACAGGCCAUUAGAGUUAGAAUACGGUUUCAAUAUGGACGACGUUCAGAGCGUACAAAAUAUCACAACAAAGACAGGUGAAGCGUUUUUACUGUACCCCGACCCUGUUUAUGAGAAGUUUGAUGAAGAUGUAAAGUAUUAUAAAUCUGAAUAUUUGACUAUAAAUGGGCAAAAUUUGGAUAGAGCGUGUACGGAACACGAUGUUGAGGUGGAGAUAGGCGAAAGUAUAUGCAAUGUUACGUCGUUGUCGAGGCAUCAAUUGACAUGCCGCCCACCAGCGCGUGACGAAUUGCCAGAUGGUGUAGACACUCCCGAGGUAGUGGUGAGGGUUGGCCGAGCUCUCACUUAUAAAAUCGGUAAAUUGUCUUACUCUUCGCAAGCUGGCCUGCAGGCAGCUAUAGGUAAACCAGUAUUAUUCGGUGUUGUAGCUAGUAUUGUAAUACUCAUUUUAGUAUUUGUCGUGUUUCUAGUUAUGUAUAGGCGUAAAUCAACUGAAAAUAUUCGAGUAUUAAAAAAUAUGCAAGAGCAAAUGGAUAUAUUAGAAUUAAGAGUAGCAGCGGAAUGCAAGGAAGCUUUCGCAGAGUUGCAGACUGAAAUGACUGAUUUGACGGGAGAUAUAACGGGAGGGAUACCGUUCCUUGAUUACCGUACAUACGCUAUGAAAAUAUUAUUUCCUAAUAUAGAUGAUCAUGCCGUUCUGCAAUGGGAACGUCCUGAACUUAUGCGUAAAGAGAAAGGUCUCAGACUGUUUGGACAGCUUAUUUUAAAUAAAACAUUCCUUUUAUUAUUUAUUCGUACUCUAGAAAGUAAUAGAUAUUUUUCAAUGCGCGACCGUGUCAAUGUCGCUUCACUUAUUAUGGUAACAUUACAAAGUAAGAUGGAAUACUGCACUGAUGUUCUGAAAACGCUAUUGGCAGAGCUUAUAGAGAAGUGCAUGGAAAGUAAAAGUCACCCUAAACUUUUGUUAAGAAGAACAGAAAGCGUAGCCGAAAAAAUGUUAAGUGCUUGGUUCACCUUUCUUUUAUACAAAUUUCUGCGCGAAUGCGCCGGUGAGCCGCUUUAUCUGUUGUUCAGAUCUAUGAAAGGUCAGGUAGACAAAGGGCCGGUCGACGUGAUUACCUCCGAGGCACGAUACUCUCUAAGCGAAGAGAAACUAAUUAGGCAGUCGAUCGAUUUCAAAGCGAUGACCGUCAGUGUGUCCAUUUCACAACAGACAUUAUUCGUUAGCGGCUUAGAGGCUCCCACAGAAAACGUGCAAGUCAAAGUUCUCGACUGUGAUACGAUUAGCCAAGUUAAAGAGAAAUGUUUAGAUGCUAUUUACCGCGCUACACCGUAUUCGCAAAGGCCGAGUCGUGACGAGUUAGAUUUGGAAUGGCGAACCGGGGCCUGCGGUCGAUUAAUAUUGUACGACGAAGAUAGUACCACUAAAUGCGAAGGAGAAUGGCGUAAACUAAAUACACUCAAUCAUUACCGCGUGCCAGACGGUGCUUGCCUCAGUUUAGUUGCAAAACAGAGCUCCGUGUAUAACUUGUCUAAUAUGGAAAAGAAUGAUAAGUCCCACACUUACGAAACGUUAAACAGAGGGAAAUACGGCUCGGCCAGUCCACCGGCCAGCCCUCUGAAGUACGAACACGGCGGAGGCUUCAAAUAUUGGCACCUCGUUAGGCAUCACGACGGUGACGCACACAAAGAGGGAGAGCGCGGAAAUAAAAUGGUAUCGGAAAUAUAUCUGACUCGCUUGCUCGCUACCAAGGGUACGCUGCAGAAGUUUGUAGAUGAUUUAUUCGAGACUAUAUUUAGUACGGCGCAUCGCGGCUCCGCGUUACCUCUCGCGAUAAAAUACAUGUUCGACUUCCUCGACGAUCAAGCACUCCAGCACGCUAUAUCCGACCCUGAAGUGGUUCACACUUGGAAGAGCAACUCGCUGCCUCUGCGUUUCUGGGUCAAUUUAAUUAAAAAUCCGAAUUUCGUUUUCGAUGUCCAUAAAUCAAAUACCGUAGAUUCAUGCUUAUCCGUGAUCGGGCAGACGUUUAUGGAUUCGUGUUCCACUUCGGAUCACAUCCUCGGCAAAGAUUCGCCGUCUUCUAAGCUUUUAUACGCUAAAGAUAUACCGGUAUAUAAAGAAUGGGUGGAGCGGUAUUAUGCGGAUAUAAAGUUGAUGCCGGCCAUAUCGGAUCAGGACAUGAACGCGAUGCUAGCGGAGGAGUCGCGCCUCCACACUAAAGAGUUCAACACUAACUGCGCGUUGAACGAACUGUACGCUUACGCGGUUAAAUACAACGAGCAACUGAUGGUGACGUUGGAGGAGGACGAGUUCUCCCAGAAGCAGCGGCUCGCGUACCGCCUGGAGCAGGUCCACGGUCUCAUGGCCCACGACUAUAACGUCUGAAGCUCAACCCACCGCCUUCCGCGCCGUGUACAUAAUGCCCUCGCACAUAUCUAAAUUGCUGGCAUAUUUUGUAUAUAUUAGAUAGUGUACAGUCUUUAAUAUUGUAAUUUUUGUAUAAUUUCAGCGGUCCGAUGUCGUUUUUUUUUAAUUUUAUAUAAUGAACUUUGUAUUAAUUUUACACGACGAACCGACCGGCCGCGGUCGUGCCACAAGUAAUCAUGGUAAAAUAUUAAAUUGUGUAUAUGUAUGUCUAUGUGUACUCGCGUCGGACGAGUUAAUGUUACGUCGAUCGGUGUAUAAUUGUGUGUUGCCAAUGAAUUCGCAUGUAAGUUCGCCGGCGAGCGCUGCGCCUCGCUGUCGGGCGGUAUUUUAAACAAUUUGUACUCGCAGUCUACUUAACGAAAUACCGACACUGAACCGGUGAACGAUUCCAUUAAUAAAUAUCGUCGAAUGUA